Messenger RNA from Acomys russatus (golden spiny mouse), 2150 nucleotides. RefSeq names its product zinc finger protein 431-like. Gene Ontology annotation, molecular function: RNA polymerase II cis-regulatory region sequence-specific DNA binding; DNA-binding transcription factor activity, RNA polymerase II-specific. The coding region runs from base 1 to 2088 and encodes 695 amino acids. The record is from RefSeq and is a predicted model, not a curated record. Gene Ontology annotation, biological process: regulation of DNA-templated transcription. NCBI's taxonomy places the organism in Eukaryota, Metazoa, Chordata, Mammalia, Rodentia, Muridae. The transcript is spliced from 4 exons.
AUGCACAGGUGCCCUAGGAAAGUGCAAGGUUCUACUAAAGUACAAAUUUACCAGACUCGGCCUCUGUCUGACCCUACAGUGGAAGUGCAGAUCUUGGUAGGCCUGUGCUGUCCUGAUCUCUGUCAUUUGACCUCUGAUCACCUAGUAGGGGAGCUGCAACUCUCCAGAGGCCCAGCUGUAUUGUCCGAACUACUGAAGGCCUUUGGGCAGGCCUCGCAAUCAGGAGCACCAGUGGGAGACUGCUUGCAGGUUCUUUUUCCUCUGAUUCAGCUGGAAGGAGCUGUGACGAAGACCACAAGUCACACCAUGGAUGCAGUGACCUAUGAUGAUGUGCAUGUGAGCUUCACUCGGGAAGAGUGGGCUUUGCUGGAUCCUUCCCAGAAGACUCUCUACAAAGACGUGAUGCUGGAGACCUACAGGAACCUCACUGCUAUAGGCUAUAACUGGGAAAGCCACAAUAUUGAAGAACACUAUCGAAGUUCUAGAAGACAUAGAAGGCAUGAAAGAAGUCAUAUUGAAGAGAAACCUUCUGAAGUUAUUCCAUGUGGCGAAAGAUGUGUUCUCCGAAUACAUAAAAGAACGCACACUGGAAAGAAACCUUACAAAUGUAAUCAGUGUGGUAAAGCCUUUGCGUGUCAGAGUUUUCUCCUAAUUCAUAAAAGAACACAUACUGAUAAGAAGCACUAUAAAUGUAAUCAAUGUGGGAAAGCCUUUGCAUGUCACAGUGCCCUUAAAAGGCAUGAAAGGUUUCAUAGUGGAGAAAAACCCUACAAAUGUAGUCAGUGCGGCAAAGCCUUUGCACGUCAAAGUCGUCUUAGAGGGCACAAAAAAACACAUAUCGGAGAGAAACCACAUGAAUGUGAACAAUGUGGGAAGGUCUUUCCAUAUCACAACGAUCUUGUAAUGCAUAAAAGAACACAUACUAGAGAGAAACCUUACAAAUGUAAUCAGUGUGAGAAAGCCUUUACAAGUUACCAUUAUUUUCAAAUGCACAAAAGAACACAUACUGGAGAGAAACCCUAUGAAUGUAAUCAGUGUAGUAAAGUCUUUGCAUCUAACAGUAGUCUCCAACAACAUAAAAGAACACAUACUGGUGAGAAACCCCAUGAAUGUGAACAGUGUGAUAAAGCCUUUGAACAUCUCAGUACUUUCCUAAGACAUAAAAGAACACAUACUGGAUGUAGUCACUGUGAUAAAGCUUUUGCAAGUUACAGUCAUCUUCAAACUCAUGAAAGAAUUCAUAGUGGAAAGAAACCUUUUACAUGUAAUAAAUGUUAUAAAUCCUUUGCAUGUCAGAGUAAUCUCCUAGUUCAUAAAAGAUCACAUACUGGAGAGAAACCCUAUACAUGUAAUCAAUGUGGGAAAGACUUUAAACAACACAGUAGUUUCCUAAUACAUAAAAGAACACAUACCGGAGAAAAACCCUAUGAAUGUAACCAAUGUGGUAAAGUCUUUGCAUGUAACAGUAGUCUCCAACAACGUAAAAAAACACAUCCUGGAGAGAAACCCCAUGAAUGCAAACAAUGUGGCAAUGCCUUUGCAAAUCGCAGUGGUCUCCGAAGACAUAAAAGAACACAUACUCAAGAGAAACUUUACACAUGUAAUUGUGGAAAAGCCUUUGUAUGUCAGAGUUAUCUCCUAAUUCAUAAAAGAACACACACCGGUGAGAAACCAUAUGAGUGUAAUCAAUGUGGGAAAGCCUUUGCAUAUUACAGUAGUUUUCAAAGGCAUGGAAGAAUUCAUACUAUGGAGAAACCUUACAAAUGUAAUCAUUGUGAUAAAGCCUUUGCAUAUCAGAGUUCUCUCCUAAUUCAUAAAAGAAGACAUAUUGGACAAAAACCCUAUAAAUGUAGUCAAUGUGGUAAAGCCUUUGCAUGUCAAAGUGAUGUUAAAAGGCAUGAAAGAAUUCAUGCUUUAGAUAAACCCUAUAAAUGUAAUCAGUGUACAAAAGGCUUUUCAUGUCAUAGUAAUCUUCAAGCGCAUGAAAGAAUUCCUACUGGAGAGAAACCCUACAAAUGUAAUCAAUGUGGGAAAGCCUUUGCAUGUCACAGUGCUGUUAAAAGGCAUGAAAGAAUUCAUACAAUAUAGAAACCUUACAAAUGUAAGUCAAUGUGAUAAAAUGUGGUGAUAAAUAAAGUAAAACUUUUAUA